AUGGACUACGCCGCUCACGCCGCCGCCGCGGCGCCGCAGGCCGCCGAUCCCCGUGGGGCCUACCCUCCUGGCUACCCCUACGCCUACGCCUACCCGGUGUACCACUACCCCGAUCCCGCCGCCGCCGCCCCCUCCGCCCCCGCCCCCGCCCCCGCCUCCGCCGCCUCGUCCUCCUACUACUACUCCAACCCUGCCGCCCAGGCUAUCACGGGGGCGCAGUACAACCCGUACACCAGCCAAUACCACUACUACGGCGCCCCGGCGACGGACGGGGGGAGUGGCCUCGCGGAUUACUACUUCACCGCCGGCGAGGCCUCUCAGGCCCCGUCGGCGGCCCAGACAGCUCCGGCGGCGUCGGCGGCCGCGGCGGCUGGAAGAGAGGCGGUGAAGCACUUCGGGUUCGAUCCCCAACGCUACGCCCAGGUAGCAGCUGCGAAAGCUCCAAACGGAGUGGCACCAACAGCUGCAGCCACGGUCAUGCAUCAUGCUCAGUGGAAUGCCCAUUUUGGACAUCCUCUGCCGACAAACGUUCGGAGGAGUUUCAGGAAGAAAACUCCAAAAGUUGUGCAGCCAUUACUCUGUGAAGUCUGCAAGAUCCAGUGCGACACCAUGGAGGUUCUCUUGAUCCAUAAAACAGGUCAGAAGCACAAGAAGAAUCUGCAGAAGUUACAAGACGCGAUCACGCCUCAACCAGCAAAGCCUCCGAACAGCAGUGUUGCAGCAAACACAGCACCUCCUGCCGCCGCUGCCGCCACUGCUGAUGGUGUUGUGCCGGCUGUACAGCCAAAGAAGAACAAGAGCUCCAACGCGUCCCCAGCAGACUUGGAGGUGAAGAAGAGGCGGGUGAUCGAGGCUGGAGCGGCUCAUGGCGAAAUGAAGAUCUGCACAGCGUGCAACGUCGUCGUCAACAGCCAGAAGGUCUACGAGUUCCACCUGGCCGGGCAGAAGCACAAGGCCAAUGUACAGAAGCAGCAGAAGCGGCAGCAGCAGCAGCAAGUGCAGCUUCAGCAUGUCGCCUGA
This is a messenger RNA of Triticum turgidum subsp. durum (durum wheat), 1020 nucleotides long. Lineage: Eukaryota; Viridiplantae; Streptophyta; Magnoliopsida; Poales; Poaceae. The record is from the annotation of a GenBank genome assembly.